AUGGCACGGGCGCAUCAGCAUUUUGAGUUCAUAAACGUGUCACCAAGGGCUCCUGGAAAGCCACAGACAGCUGAACGGAGAAAGAUUCGGAGCCACUGCAUGCGCGGCAGGAAUCGACGAAAUCCUUCAGCAUGGCUGCCCGAGAAUGACAUGUUUCCAGACCACCCCGUUGUAGAACCAAAUGCGUCGUUACCAUCUUCUGAGCAGGAGGGUAGUCAAUUCCCUACCGUAACACGUGUGCAGUCGCCGUUACUUUCCCUCCCCUGCUUGGUCGAUUUUGCUGUCGAAGUUGAUAACGAGUCCUUGAGACUGCUCGCUACUGUUUUCCCUGGCGCUAUGAGCGCCUUUUCCCUCGCUAGGUUUCGCUUACCGUCUCACUUCAAAUCAUCCCAAUGGAGUGAUUGGCUAUUGUCAGAUAGAGCCUACGUGUAUUUCAUUCUUGCCGUAUGCGCAGUUAUUCAAGAAUUCCUUCUGGCAACUCAGCGAUCAAAGCAUACAAUGCUUUGCAUUAGAACGGCCAUCUCUCAGCUCAACAAAACACUCUCGAUCCACAAUACCUCGCUAUCAAACGCCAACAUCGCCAACGUCAUUGCUCUGACCCUUGCGGCUUUAGUGGCAAAUGACCAUCUCUCUAUGUCUAUCCAUGGAAAUGGAUUGCGGCGAAUGGUAUAUCUGCGGGGAGGUUUCGAAAGCUUUCGCGGUAAUCCGCAGAUACUAGUUGUGCUCUCUCGAAUUGAUCUCUGCGUGACACUCAGUUCUGGACAGGGGCCCUAUUUUCCUCGUUCUGACCCGGUUGGCCUUCUUCACGACCUGAUCAAGCCCCAUCCGCAGGCAUGUCUGUCACUUUAUUCACGGCAACCAGUUAUCCAUAUUUUGGACGCACGACUGGUUCCUAUUUUUCUAGACUUACAGUACUUGGCAUGGCGCAUCAAUACGGCGACCAGAGCCCGCUCUGAAGGGAUACAGGAGGACGAGGUCCAUGCUGGCAUCUGUGUGGCGCAGUAUAGACUCUGGCAACUGCAGGGAACGAUGUCUGAUAUCCUCGGGGAAUGUCUGCGUGUUGCAAUGCUCAGCUUUCUCACUACCAUGUUUAGCCUCAUGAACAAACGCAUUGGAUACGACCAUGCGACGAAUCAGUUAAGAGUUCUGUGCUGCGCCAUCGAGGUAUCAACACAACAGCUCCACCCGGUCAUGUUGUGA
This is a messenger RNA of Clonostachys solani, 1200 nucleotides long. The record is from the annotation of a GenBank genome assembly. Lineage: Eukaryota; Fungi; Ascomycota; Sordariomycetes; Hypocreales; Bionectriaceae.